CAGGCCAGCCCUCCAUCGUGCUCAUCGUUCUCUCUUGUUGAAGUUCGCCGUGUAAAUUGUAAAGCUCGGCGAAGGGGGUUUCGAUCCUUCUAAUAUGAACUUAAACACAGUUUUAAUGACAAUGGAAUGCUCCAUCAAAACAAAAAUAUUCUGGUGAGGUGUGUGAUUGAGUCGAGUUGACUCUCAAUGGGGAAGGAGGGUGAUCUCUGGGAUGAUUCCGCUCUUAUCUCUGCCUUUGAUCGGGCUAUCUCUACUUACAAGAUAAUGCACAGCAGCAAAAACACAAAUAACUCAGCUGAGACAAAGCAAAUGACUAGCAGCAUUGGAGAAAUUGAUUCUAAGUCUAGUAAUGUUUAUGAAAAUCUUGAGACUAAAAGUAAUGCUGAUGAGAUAAGCAGCAUUCCAGGUAAUGCAUAUCCAGGAGAGACUGAUAAUGGUUCAUACCUGGAAGAAAAUUGUCAUGCAGAUUCACAAGUAGCCCCACCUUGUCCAGACUCAUUAGCUGGUCAAAACAUGGGACACUCUGUGGAUGGGCAUAACAGCUAUUCACAUACACAAGGUGUCGAUAAUUAUAAUCGAUUAGUUGGUCAGUACUAUGAGCUUGAGGAGCAGCAACAGAAGAUUUUAGAGCAACUUAAUCAAUACGGUGGAUGGAAUUGCCAAUAUACUGAUUCUGUUUUUAAUUCUGGUGUACCGCAUUCUAAUUCCCAGAGUUGUUCCAUGUCUGCAUGCCACGUUUCUGAUCCAAAUGUGCUCUGUUCAUGCUGCCCAUGUUGUAGUCAAUGCUUGUUGCCUCCAUGUACAUCAGUACCUCUUUGUUCCUUGGGUGGAACUUCUGUUGGCAAACCUUGUAAUAAUUAUUCUGUAAUGAAGUGUCUUGAAAAGUCAUUUCCAAAUGAAGAUGAUAAAAUCCUUAAAAUAGCAAUGGGAGUUGCUGAGAGGGCAAUGUCUACCAUUAGAACAACCAUUUCUGGUGAUUCUGAUAAAAAAGAAGAGAUAGAGCGAACCCACUCUGAACUGGAUCAACAUAAUGGCUCGGAAACAGAUCUUACAGUUGUUUUGAAUGCUUGGUAUUCUGCUGGCUUCUACACUGGAAAGUUCCUCACUCAACAAUCCAUUGCAAACAGGAGGCGGGAAUCAUAAUGCUCGCAAGAACUCAUGUGAAGGCAAAAAGGGUUGUAAUACAAAACCCUAGUGGCAAGCGACUGUUACAAGUCUGCAUAUUCUCAGAAUUUAGAGAAUGUUGGUUUUCAUAGAUGCCUUUUUUUCAGUAUUUACUUGGCAUGAAUCCUUUGGUGAAAAUUUGGGACCUAGAAAUGCAUCGAUCUGGGCCAUGUUUGGCUUGUUAAUGGAGAACACCCCCACCACUCCCUUCAUUUGGAGUGUACAUGUGUAGCAGUCAUCACGCCUAACCAAUCUUUCAUUUCUCAAACCAUUUAGAUUUCCUCUUAGUGAGGGAAGCAGAGGAAAAAGCAAGUGAAUUGAAUGGAAAUUGAGGCCCCGUUUGUUAAGCAAGAAUGAUUUCCUUUUUGCAUCUUA
Neltuma alba is the source of this 1539-nucleotide messenger RNA. RefSeq lists its product as uncharacterized. The transcript has 6 exons. The record is from RefSeq and is a predicted model, not a curated record. Lineage: Eukaryota; Viridiplantae; Streptophyta; Magnoliopsida; Fabales; Fabaceae. Bases 187 to 1143 code for a protein of 318 amino acids.